CAGAUUAAUUGGCCCUUAUACCAAAUUAAUCUCAUUUAAUUGACGGAAGCAUGUUACAAUAUCGUUAAAAACUAAUAGUGGAACGAAUUGGUUAUAAUCCGAAAGGAAAAGACUCAUAUUGGUACGAGUUGAUUAAUUAAGUAGCACUUCCUUUUCCGCCAUCCAGCAACAGGGCGAGGCUGGAGAUCUGCAUCAAAAAUUAUUAUCGUAAUCAUCCGAAGGUUUUUCACGCUACCUGGUCUCAGCUAUGCCGCCAGUUAGACAGACGAUCACCUCACGCUCCAGAAAGGAGCGCGAUCGUAAUUUUGUUUCGCCGGGCAGAGGGCGAGGAAGGAGAUCCAAGCGGACCACACACGAGGCGGGAAAGCCCACCAACACGAGACCACAACACCGGGGAAAACGGACCAAUACUGCAACAUCAACGUCCCCAGCCACAGUAACGGUGGCGGAAUCAACCCACGAGGCUUACGAAUUCGAACCCCCAGGACGUAUAGAGGGCCAAAACGAGGAGACAUCGAGCAACAUCUCGGGUGAGUGUGACAUUUUGCUCCCCACAGUAGAUGCCUUAACACACUAUACAAACAAUAGCGAAUUCGAUGGCCCCCCUUUUAACAUUUCGGACUACCAACCUCCUCAUACCCCCAGUUCUAUAGAUCCCAUUAGCGCCCAUGUUCCACUUAAAGUUAAACAAAAAAUUUGGGAGGGAAAAUUUGUUGAUCUCUCCAUACUAUUAAAAUCGGCGCGGGAACUCUCAGAUCACUUAGAAACACAAGGCCAAAUACAAAUACGCAACGGCACAAUGUGCCUUGUGAAGCACAAACCCCGCACCUUUUUGUCAAUCGACAAAUGGACUUCAGCCUUCAUCAUCUUCACAAGUAUUAUGCUAGAAAAAUAUAGAUCUAGAGCCCAAGAAUUUUUGAAAUAUAUGAGGGAUGUAAGAUUGGCAGCCGACAGAUCUGCGAAUGGUUGGUUCACAUAUGAUGAACAAUUUCGGCUUCGCAAAGUGUCAGACCCACACUCAUCUUGGGGAAUCAUAAACUCUGAACUGUGGUUGAUCCAUGUCACCAACAAUUACACCAUGCAGGCACAAGAAAAGCCCAUACCCCCCACACAGAAUUUUUUCCCCCAACAUAAACACCCUAACAUACCAACAGCUAAGAAAAAGGUAAAUUCACCACCCAAUCGUUACUGUUACGAUUUUAAUUCAGGCAAGUCAUGCAAAUUCUACCCAAAUUGCAGGUUUGUCCACUCGUGCAAUUCAUGUGGCGGAUCACACCCCUCGAUCAAAUGCAGGAAUAGAAAUACCCAAUUCUAACCAGGAUAUCAACAGCUUGGGAAAAACUCCAAUUGAUGUCUACAAUUUGUCUGCUUAUCUACAUGGUUACAGUGCAAAAUCUUUUCUCAUAAACGGUUUCCUACAUGGUUUUAAACUCCAGUACAAUGGCCCUAGAAUUUACAGGGAAUCUAAAAAUUUAAAAAGUGCGAUAGUAAAUCCCAGUAUAGUGGAACACAAAAUACAUAAAGAACUCAUGCUCGAGAGGGUAGGGGGACCAUUUGAAUACCCACCAUUCCCAUCCCUUCAAAUCUCUCCAUUAGGACUUGUCCCCAAAAAACAUGGCGAUUUUAGACUCAUCCAUCACCUGUCCUUCCCAGAACAUCAGUCAAUCAAUUCCUUUAUAGAUCCAGCUGCAUGUUCAGUACACUACGCUUCAGUGGAUGACGCAGCAGCCAUCAUCGCAACAUUGGGGGCAGGUACUUUAUUAGCUAAAUCCGAUAUAAAAUCUGCAUUCCGGCUCAUUCCUGUGGCUAAGAAUGACUUCGAGCUACUGGGGUUUAAAUUCCAGGGUAAAUACUUUUUUGACAAAAUGAUGCCAUUUGGUGCAUCCAUCAGCUGUGCAAUCUGGGAGAAGUUCGCAACUGCAUUACAUUGGAUCAUUCAAUCUAGCUCACGUAACCCCCAUAUUCUACACUAUCUAGACGAUUUUCUCUUCGCAGGUCCACCGAACUCCAAUCGGUGCCUAUCUACCCUCGAACUUUUCAAAAAUAUCUGUAGCCAUAUCGGAAUACCAAUAGCUCUUGACAAAACCACUGAGCCCAGCACAACAAUAAUUUUUCUAGGAAUAGAAUUUGACACUAUCCACAUGGUAAUGCGACUUCCGCAAGACAAGUUAGUUUCGCUCCGACAAAGCAUUCAAACAGUUAUGAUAAGUAAAAAGGUCUCCUUAAAGGCCUUACAAUCACUCAUUGGUCUACUCAAUUUUGCCUGCAAAACAGUAGCACCUGGUAGAGCCUUUUGCAGGCGACUAGUUGAUGCCACUAUUGGCAUCAAAAAACCAUAUCACAUGAUAAGAGUUAAUCAAGGCAUGAAGGCAGACCUUGCAGUUUGGCAGCAAUUUUUGAAACACUUUAAUGGGGUCACAGUCAUAUGCUCCGGUAUUUGGUCAUCAGAUAACAAUCUACAACUAUUCACAGAUAGUGCAGGGGGGUUUAAUGGGGGGUUUGGAAUCUUUUUUGCUGGCCGCUGGGCUCACUCAAAAUGGCCUACCCACUGGGUUUUUUCUGAUGUUAUUCGCGACAUGACAUUCUUAGAACUAUUUCCAGUAUAUGUUUCACUCCUGUUAUGGCACCCAUGGUUAUCAAACAAACGCAUACUUUUCCACAUUGACAACAUGGCAGUUGUACAAGUCCUUAACACAUUGACAUCUAAGUCAACAAGGGUAAUGAACAUUGUCAGAAAACUUGUUCUCCUCACUUUGCAACACAACAUCACAAUUAAAGCCCAACACAUCCCAACAAAACUCAACAAAAUAGCUGACAGUAUUUCUCGUUCACAGUGGGGAAAGUUUCGCAACCUGGCUCCAGAGGCAGAGAAGUGGCCCACACAGCUCCCCCAGCAGAUAUGGGAAAUUUAAUUGCGGAGUCCAAACGCCUUAUUAAUAGCUCCUUAUCACAAAACACCUACAAAGCUUACCGGGCUGCACUGAACAAAUUCCAAUCUUUUUUAAACAUUUAUGGCUUACAGCCAACCUGGCCCCUGCACAGCAACAUAUUACUCUAUUUUAUAGCCUACCUAUCCAUCCAAAAAAUGUCGCCCAAUUCAGUAUCCCUCUACAUUAGUGCAUUGUCAUACUUCCACAAAAUAAAACACCUUCCUGACCCUACAAAGUCCUUCCUAAUCAACAAAGCACUUCAAGGCUUAAAGCGCAACAACAGAGUUGUUCCAGACAACCGCCUUCCAAUAACCCUACCAAUUUUGGAAAAGCUCGUUGUAUCGCUACAGUCAGUGUGUUGCUCCACCUAUGAGGUCAAACUUUUCACAUGUGCUUUUUCAUUAGCAUACUUUGCAUUACUUCGUGUAGGGGAAUUCACUUCAGUCAACUCAAACACACAGAAUUCAUCCCAUUGCAUACAACUCAAACAUAUUCAAGCGCAUCCACACAAGCACUAUUUAAGGUUAACCAUACCACACUCCAAAACCGACCAGGUUGGUAAGACCACCACCUUCAUUAUUCAUAGCCAGCCAAUUGCUCCCCUGUGCCCAGUUAAAGCUACCUUGGAUUUUAUCGAGUGUAGGCCCCAUACCCCUGUUAACCACAGUUUCCUAAUUCAUCUUAAUACAAAACCAUUGACCAGAUACCAAUUCAACUCAGUCCUUCAAAAGGCUAUUGAAAACAUAUUACCAACACCAGGCCAUUUUGGCACACACAGCUUUCGAAUUGGGAGGGCAACAGACCUUGCAUUACAGGGCACGUCUGACUCUGAAAUUCAGAAGUUUGGUAGAUGGAAAUCAGUAGCUUUCCUUAAAUACAUAAGGAUCAUUUAGCUUGGUUCACAACAAAAUUCCCAUACCUACUAGGACUACUGAUAUCUACCUAUCGAUGGGGUGGGGGGGGAUAUUUGGACGUGUAUAGUCAAUUUAAAAUCCAAAACUAAUCAACCCAAAGAUUUGCAGGUCUAAAAAUAUGGAUCGUAGGAUCAUCCAUCCCUUUUUGGGCAGGGGAAGCAGCCAAACACUACCCAGGGGGACAAAGCCUGAACCUCCCUGCCACACUGCUAUGGAGAGCACACAGGGGGAUGCAAUGGCAGGAAUUAGACCCACAAAUCCUACAGCUCAUCAAACAUGAAGUACCCCCAAAUUACUUAGUAAUCCAUCUAGGAUCCAACGAUUUGGUAACUCCGAACUUAACUAGCAAAAAAUUCAUAGAAGAAAUCCAGUGCAGUUUCCUGCGAUAUAACGCUCUUCUCCCAAAUACUAAACUGGUGUGGUCACACAUUCUACCACGCCGUUAUUGGCAUGGAGCUCCAUUGAACAGUGGAAAAAACAUUGACAAGAAACGUAAAAGAAUUAACAAAAAUAUCUCAAAAUUUGUCACAGAGAUGGGUGGGGGUGUAAUUUCACAUGCAAACAUAUCCGUUGCCAACCCGGACUUGUUUAGAUUUGAUGGUACCCACCUCUCCGAGCUUGGCAACAGAAAUUUCUUAAAUAACGUAAAAAGUGGAUUGUGGUCCCUCAUUCAGAGGGUGGGGGGGGGGGAGUAUCCCCUAAUGUAAAGUAAUGGAGGAACAUCAUAUCGAUGUCUGUGGCGGGUCCGGAGGGAUGAGUGGGAGGGUUGUGGGCACAUCUGGCUCGUUGUUUCCCUGCCCAGCCAGCAGACAAGUUGGUGGGCACAUUGUUGGGUAGACAGGUUGUCUACAAAGUAUCCAACCUAUGGCAAUGUGUAAUAAAAGUCAAGUAAAAGUAAAAAGACUAGUAAAAAAGUUUUCGAUUGGGGUCGUAGCCAAGCCUGCAGGCCUGGGGCCCCCUCCACCUCUUGUAACAGGAGGGGAGGCUUAGUACUGGAGUACUUGGGUGUUAAAGUACUGCUGACCAGUAGCAAUCACCGGAAGCAGGGUAUACAGAUGUGCUCGCAAAUCUCUUGGUCCCUAAUGUCUAGUACCUAAAUUUGGGAUCUCGGGCAUCUGUGACCAACACAGGGCCACUGGUUUUGCCCGGUACUUAUUAGUCGGUAUGCCAGCUAUCCCUCCUGGACCCUAUUUUUUGAUUGUACAUUUAUGCAAUGCGGCCAUUUAAUGCCAAUUUCCUGAUGUCCAUCACAGUUAUGAGUAAUGCAAUAUUGUAUAUGUUUGUUCAAGUCAUUAAUAAAUGUAAUGAAAAUUAUACAGCUGUUGUCUAUUGUAAAGCUGGCACCAAGGAAAGGUCACGAUGACCCUAUGUGUAAAAAGAAACAAGUAACAAUGUAUGUCAGGUCCUGCGGGACAGCGAUUACCUGACUGUUCAAUUAAGGCAGAUUAAUUGGCCCUUAUACCAAAUUAAUCUCAUUUAAUUGACGGAAGCAUGUUACAAUAUCGUUAAAAACUAAUAGUGGAACGAAUUGGUUAUAAUCCGAAAGGAAAAGACUCAUAUUGGUACGAGUUGAUUAAUUAAGUAGCACUUCCUUUUCCGCCAUCCAGCAACAGGGCGAGGCUGGAGAUCUGCAUCAAAAAUUAUUACCCACCCACCCCCCCCUUUUUUCAUAUGUAAUUUCAUACUACUUGUUUUGUACAUUCCUUUAUGCAACCUCAUAUAUUCCAUAAAACCUUAAGAAAAUUCUACCAAAAUAUCCCAAACCUAUCAUUAAUAUUUAAGAGUUAUCCGUCAUUAGCCAAUGCAAUCAUUGGCUAAUGAAAAUACCACCAAAUUGCAGUAAUCUGCUGUCAGAUCUCUUGUUUUUCAGAUAUUCAACAACAAACAGGUACCAACAGGAAACCCAGCUCAUAGGGAUUGAUGCGGAGGAAGGACAGCGGAUCCAAUAUCGUGCACAAAAACCAGUUUGGAACAGUGAUUAAAGACUUGUGAUUAAACUAACUAAUUGUGACAGCGGUCUAUUUCUACUAGCAACAAUUUUUUUUUUUUUUCUCAAAACCCUUGUCGCAUUGUAUUUAAGGGGGGCGGGUCCGGAGGGAUGAGUGGGAGGGUUGUGGGCACAUCUGGCUCGUUGUUUCCCUGCCCAGCCAGCAGACAAGUUGGUGGGCACAUUGUUGGGUAGACAGGUUGUCUACAAAGUAUCCAACCUAUGGCAAUGUGUAAUAAAAGUCAAGUAAAAGUAAAAAGACUAGUAAAAAAGUUUUCGAUUGGGGUCGUAGCCAAGCCUGCAGGCCUGGGGCCCCCUCCACCUCUUGUAACAGGAGGGGAGGCUUAGUACUGGAGUACUUGGGUGUUAAAGUACUGCUGACCAGUAGCAAUCACCGGAAGCAGGGUAUACAGAUGUGCUCGCAAAUCUCUUGGUCCCUAAUGUCUAGUACCUAAAUUUGGGAUCUCGGGCAUCUGUGACCAACACAGGGCCACUGGUUUUGCCCGGUACUUAUUAGUCGGUAUGCCAGCUAUCCCUCCUGGACCCUAUUUUUUGAUUGUACAUUUAUGCAAUGCGGCCAUUUAAUGCCAAUUUCCUGAUGUCCAUCACAGUUAUGAGUAAUGCAAUAUUGUAUAUGUUUGUUCAAGUCAUUAAUAAAUGUAAUGAAAAUUA
This is a messenger RNA of Magallana angulata, 6503 nucleotides long. RefSeq lists its product as uncharacterized. Bases 248 to 1315 code for a protein of 355 amino acids. Lineage: Eukaryota; Metazoa; Mollusca; Bivalvia; Ostreida; Ostreidae. The transcript has a single exon. The record is from RefSeq and is a predicted model, not a curated record. Gene Ontology annotation, molecular function: metal ion binding.